AUGUUUACAACCAACAGCAAACUUAUCAUGCACCAGAAUACUCACACUGGAGAAAGGCCAUAUCAGUGUUCUGAAUGUGGCAAAGCUUUUGUAUAUAAAGAACAACUUAACACACACAAGAGGGUCCACACCAGAGAAAAUCUGUAG
Molecule: messenger RNA, 147 nt
Organism: Staurois parvus
Lineage: Eukaryota; Metazoa; Chordata; Amphibia; Anura; Ranidae
Source: the annotation of a GenBank genome assembly